Molecule: messenger RNA, 1518 nt
Organism: Athalia rosae (coleseed sawfly)
Lineage: Eukaryota; Metazoa; Arthropoda; Insecta; Hymenoptera; Athaliidae
Product: tektin-2
Exons: 7
Coding region: 85-1374 (429 amino acids)
Biological process (GO): cilium assembly; cilium movement involved in cell motility
Cellular component (GO): nucleus; microtubule cytoskeleton
Source: RefSeq, a predicted model, not a curated record
CUGUCACAGACCUUUUGAGAUCUCUGAUUUACAUUCUAGUGUAGCAAUAUUUGAUAAAUCCAGUGACUCGUUAUUAGGUAUCUAAUGGCUAAAUCUGUUACAACAUAUGAGAAGCCAACACCGCAUAUCACCUUGCCGGAUUGGUAUGCCAAGCAAUGGGAGCUCCAGCAAAGUGCUGACACCAGAAGAAGUGAUGCAUUCGAUUUACGAAAUGCAGGGCGUCAAAUACGCUCAGAAACCAAAAUUAAAACAGAAUGGGAUACAUACAUGAAUAAUACCAGACUGGCUGAUAGAGUGACUGAACUAUCCCGAUGGCGUGAGCUUACUGAUAAACAACUCCAGAGCUUAAAUCGAGAGAUAAAUCUUCUCAAAGAUGGGCGUAAUGACACUGAAAAAGAAUUGGAAAACUUGAACUUACCGCUACAAGUCACAGCCGAGUGUAUCUCUAUGAGAGAUUGUAGGAGAGGGACGGAAUUAACUUAUGACGAGGCGAAUGAUGAGUUGAAAAAAGAGCUCUGUGUCAUCGAAGGCGUUAAACAAUUACUAACAAAUAGGGUUCAGGCUGCAUGGGAGAAACUGAACCGUUUGGAAGAGGUCAAGUUCAAACUUGGAUUAGAUUUGCAGGACAAGAUUGAUGCUAUUGAGAUUGAUACAGAGAAUUUAAACUUGAAUCGCACCAGUGCAAGUAUCAGUUACAAACCAAAUGCUUUGCGAACACCAAAAAAAACUAUAUCAUACGAGGCUUGGUUGGAUCAUUGCCGUUAUUCCAAACUUCUAGCUGAUAAUGAAAUGAGUGAUACAUACAGUUUUCGAGAAGCGAUGCAAACUGUCAGAGAAAGAGCUCGAAAUGAUAUAAGGGCACAACAAGAUGUCACAGAUUUUACAUUGCGAAAGAGAAUAUAUGAAACGCAGAAAGCUCGGAAUGAACUUGAUUGGCAAAAAAUGAAAAUGCAAACUGAAAUGGAAAGAAUGUUAAAAGAGAUUUCAAGAUUGGAAGAUGCUCUCUUGGCUAAGACUGAUGCAAUUAAAUGUGCUGAGACAAGACUGGAAAGCCGGACAUACCGUCCUGGGUUUGAGCUAUGUAGGGAUGAAGUUGAAUUAGGUCUCAAAGAUGAAGUUCUGCAAUUGAAACAGACUAAAGAAGAUCUCACUGCUAAAAUUAAUUGCGCUAAAGCAACAUACAACGGCUUAGAAUCCUUGCUCAUCCAGAUUGAUAAGAACUUGGAUGACAAGCAACAUUCUCUAAUGACUGACAUUAUGUGUUUGGAUUUAAGAGCUAGAUUAAAAACAGGUGAUCGUGCACCCUUGGCGAAUGAAACUGACCGCAAUAUUAUGCUUACACGCAUGGAGCAGGAAAUACCAAUUGAACCAUAAUUGUCACACGGAAAUUUUACAGAUUUGAUAGUCCUAUACCAGCACUUUUGUAGCUUAACCGUUUUACUCGUAUAUUAAAAAUGUAUUUCAAUGAAUCUAUUACUGUUUUAAAGCAGUAGUGAAAAUAAAAAACAGUAAAAUCAA